Molecule: messenger RNA, 1891 nt
Organism: Coccinella septempunctata (seven-spotted ladybird)
Lineage: Eukaryota; Metazoa; Arthropoda; Insecta; Coleoptera; Coccinellidae
Product: pyruvate kinase-like
Exons: 8
Coding region: 159-1727 (522 amino acids)
Biological process (GO): glycolytic process
Cellular component (GO): cytoplasm
Molecular function (GO): pyruvate kinase activity; potassium ion binding; magnesium ion binding
Source: RefSeq, a predicted model, not a curated record
AAUAUCGACAACGAAGCAUAUGAGAUAAUAAUUAACUCAUAUAGAAACAUCAGGUAACCUUCAAAGUCCUCUAACAACAAAUCUACAUAGUUUAUUGAAUGUGAGGGAAGUCGAUAAUCUGAUUCAAUAAGUGUUCAAAGUUUUCCUGAAUUGCAUAAAUGGCGUCGCAUAAACCCCCAUUUUUGAAGAAAGAAUCGAAGUACGAUGUAACUUACUUGAAACAUAUUUGCGAUUUGAAUAUAGAAACAGAACCACAAGAUGUAAGACUGACAGGAAUAGUAUGUACUAUUGGUCCUGCUUCCAGAGAUACCCAGAUACUUGAGAAAAUGAUGGCCAGUGGCAUGAAUGUUGCGCGUUUGAAUUUUUCUCACGGUACACAUCAGUACCACAGAGAAACCAUUCGAAAUAUCAGAUCCGCUGUGGAUAACUACAGCAAAAAACUGGGCACUUACCACCCUAUAGCCAUAGCUUUAGACACCAAAGGUCCUGAAAUCAGAACUGGAGUUCUAGAAGGAGGUAUAGCGGCGGAAAUUGAACUUCAAGAGGGUGAAACCAUAGAGCUCACCUCCGAUAAGAAUCUGUACUCCAAAGGAAACGCCAAGUGUAUCUACGUUGGCUUGGAGGAUCUGCACAAAAAAGUUCCAAUAGGUGCAAGGAUAUUCGUGGAUGACGGACAAUUAGCCCUCAAAUGCACCAAAGUGCUAAAGGGCUCCAUCGAAUGCUUCAUCGAAAAUGGAGGCAGCUUGGGAAGCUCGAAAGGGGUGCACAUUCCAGGGGUGCCAAUAGAUCUACCGCCAGUGUCACAGAAAGAUCUGGAGGAUAUAGAAUUUGGGCUAAAAGAAGAUGUCGACAUGGUCUUCUUGUCUUUUACCAAGGACGCGAACACUGUUCGGACGAUACAGGAUGUGAUAGAGAAAACUGGGAAGCAAACCAAGGUGAUAGCCAAGAUAGAGAACGCCCACGGUAUGAAAAACAUGGACGAAAUAAUAGCAACAGCGGACGGUAUACUGAUCGAUCGUGGUGACCUUGGGAUGGCAAUACCGACCCAAAAGGUUUUUCUGGCUCAGAAAACGAUAAUCGGGAAGUGCAACAAGGCGGGAAAACCCAUAAUUUGCGCCACUCAGAUGUUGGAGUCGAUGAUCUACAGGCCCAGACCCACGAGGGCGGAAAGUUCAGAUGUGGCAAAUGCGGUCUUAGAUGGCGCUGAUUGCGUUAUGUUGUCAGGGGAAACGGCCAAAGGGCACUACCCUUUGGAGUGCGUCAAAGUUAUGAGCGAUAUAAGUAGGGAAGCCGAGGCGGCCGUAUGGCAAAGACAACUCUUCGAAGAUCUGUCCAAUGAGAUUCACACUAAGGAUACCACCCACACCAUAGCUAUAGCGGCAGUUGCUGCCUCUAUAAAGAAUCUGGCAAGUGCCAUAGUGGUCUUAACUGCUUCUGGAAGAUCAGCACAGCUAAUAUCCAAAUAUAGACCACAUUGUCCAAUAAUUGCUGUGACCAGAUCCAGACUGGUUGCUAGACAAAGUGUCAUCCAUCGUGGAAUCCUUCCAGUAGUUCGAGAAGAAAUUCUGGACAAUUGGGUUGAGGAUGUGAAUGCAAGUGUUGACUACGGAAUCGAUUAUGGGAAGAGAAGCAGGUUCAUUCAUAAAGGAGAUUCUGUUAUUGUUGUAACAGGUUGGAGGGAGGGUAAAGGCUUCACCAACACGAUGAGAAUUUUGGAGGUGAAUUGAAGCAAAGAUUAUAACAAUCGAGUGUGUCAAAAUGUAUAUUUGACACGUAUUUCUACCUAUUCUUGUAGUAGAGCUCCAAGAAAUUUUCUUCCACACGAAUACACUUCAAAUGAGAAAAUUCUGAUAGAAAACAUUAUUUUUAUGCGAAUAAAUUUGAAAAAUCA